Molecule: messenger RNA, 7739 nt
Organism: Ornithorhynchus anatinus (platypus)
Lineage: Eukaryota; Metazoa; Chordata; Mammalia; Monotremata; Ornithorhynchidae
Gene: DNAJC13
Product: DnaJ heat shock protein family (Hsp40) member C13
Exons: 58
Coding region: 181-6942 (2253 amino acids)
Biological process (GO): endosome organization; regulation of early endosome to late endosome transport; receptor-mediated endocytosis
Cellular component (GO): endosome membrane
Source: RefSeq, a predicted model, not a curated record
UGAGCCCCGCAGCCGCAGCCGCAGCCGGGGGAGGAGCAGCCGCCUGGGCCGGGUCGGGCCGGGUCGGAGCCCGCCGUCUCCGCCGCCGCCGAGAAAAUCAGAGCAAUACUGCAACGCGAGAUGUGCAUAUUAAGCCUUCAUUUUGAUAGUAAUUGAAGAACUUUCCUUUUGACCUAAAAGAUGGAUGUGAGGUCUCAGCACAAAAUGAACAUAAUUAGGGAAAAUAAAGACUUGGCUUGUUUCUACACAACAAAACAUUCAUGGAGGGGAAAGUAUAAACGGGUCUUUUCAGUUGGAAGUCAUGCUAUCACUACAUAUAAUCCCAACACACUAGAAGUGACAAAUCAGUGGCCUUAUGGAGAUAUUUGUAGCAUCAGCCCUGUUGGAAAAGGACAGGGCACAGAGUUCAAUCUCACAUUUCGUAAAGGCAGUGGAAAGAAGUCUGAAACUUUAAAGUUCUCCACAGAGCACAGAACGGAACUUCUUACAGAAGCACUGAGGUUCAGGACUGACUUUUCAGAAGGAAAGAUUACAGGCCGGAGAUAUAACUGCUAUAAGCAUCACUGGAGUGAUACAAGGAAACCUGUUAUUUUGGAAGUAACUCCUGGAGGUUUUGACCAAAUCAAUCCUGCCACCAACAGAGUACUCUGUUCCUAUGACUAUAGAAAUAUUGAGGGCUUUGCAGACCUCUCUGAUUACCAGGGCGGGUUCUGUAUACUCUAUGGAGGAUUCAGUAGAUUGCAUCUAUUUGCAUCUGAGCAAAGAGAAGAAAUAAUCAAGAGUGCAAUAGAGCAUGCCGGCAACUAUAUAGGUAUUUCGCUGCGGAUCAGGAAAGAACCGUUAGAAUUUGAGCAAUAUCUGAGCCUUCGCUUUGGGAAGUACAGCAAUGAUGAAUCCAUUACGUCUUUAGCGGAGUUCGUUGUUCAGAAGAUAUCACCUAGACAUUCGGAGCCGGUGAAAAGAGUUCUGGCACUUACAGAAACUUGUUUAGUUGAAAGAGAUCCAGCUACCUACAAUAUUGCAACGCUGAAGCCUUUAGGAGAGGUAUUUGCAUUGGUUUGUGACUUUGAUAAUCCACAGCUUUUCACUAUUGAAUUUAUAAAGGGGCAAAUACGGAAAUAUUCUUCAACAGAAAGAGAUUCCCUGUUAGCCAGCUUGCUGGAUGGAGUAAGAGCCUCUGGUAAUAGAGAUGUUUGCGUAAAGAUGACAUCUACACAUAAAGGUCAACGGUGGGGAUUACUCAGCAUGCCUGUUGACGAGGAGGUAGAAAGUCUCCAUCUGAGGUUCUUAGCUGCACCCCCAAAUGGAAACUUUGCAGAUGCCGUUUUCAGGUUCAACGCUAACAUCUCAUACAGUGGAGUUCUGCAUGCUGUGACGCAAGACGGUCUUUUCUCAGAGAACAAGGAGAAACUGAUCAAUAAUGCCAUCACGGCAUUACUGUCACAAGAGGGGGAUGUUGCAGCAUCUAAUGCAGAACUUGAGAGCCAGUUCCAAGCCGUGAGGCGUCUCGUUGCCUCCAAAGCUGGUUUCCUAGCCUUUACUCAACUUCCAAAGUUUCGGGAACGUUUAGGAGUAAAGGUGGUGAAAGCUCUCAAGAGAAAUAAUGAUGGAGUAACCCACGCAUCUAUUGAUAUGCUUUGCGCCCUCAUGUGUCCUAUGCAUGAUGAUUAUGACUUGAGGCAAGAACAGCUGAAUAAAGCAUCUCUUCUUUCUUCAAAGAAGUUUCUGGAAAACUUAUUAGAGAAAUUUAAUUCCCAUGUGGAUCAUGGGACAGGCGCCCUAGUAAUUAGUUCACUUUUGGACUUCCUUACCUUUGCCCUCUGCGCUCCGUAUAGUGAGACGACUGAAGGGCAGCAGUUUGAUAUGCUCUUAGAGAUGGUGGCCUCCAAUGGAAGAACCCUCUUUAAGCUCUUUCAGCACCCUUCAAUGGCAAUUAUUAAGGGAGCUGGUUUGGUUAUGAAGGCCAUAAUAGAGGAAGGUGAUAAAGAAAUCGCCACGAAAAUGCAAGACCUUGCCCUAAGUGAAGGUGCCUUACCUAGGCACCUGCAUACGGCGAUGUUUACAAUAAGCUCAGAUCAGCGGAUGCUCACGAAUAGACAGCUAAGUAGACAUUUAGUCGGCCUCUGGACAGCUGAAAAUGCAACUGCUUCAAAUUUAUUGAAACGUAUAUUGCCACCAGGUUUGCUGGCAUACCUGGACAGCACUGACCCAGUUCCUGAGAAGGAUGCUGACCGAAUGCAUGUUAGAGAUAAUGUGAAAAUAGCAACUGAUCAGUAUGGCAAGUUUAAUAAAGUUCCAGAGUGGCAGAGACUGGCUGGAAAAGCCGCUAAAGAAGUUGAAAAGUUUGCCAAAGAAAAAGUGGAUCUCGUGUUAAUGCACUGGAGAGAUAGAAUGGGUAUUGCUCAAAAAGAGGACAGAAACAAUAUGAAUCUUAAUCAAAAGCCAGUCAUACUUAGGAAGAGAAGACAACGAAUUAAAAUAGAAGCAAACUGGGAUCUCUUCUAUUACAGGUUUCUUCAAGAUCAUGCUAGAUCAAACUUGAUUUGGAAUUUCAAAACACGAGAAGAACUGCGAGAUACACUUGAAUCUGAAAUGAGAGCAUUUAACAUUGACAGAGAACUUGGCAGUGCAAAUGUGAUCUCAUGGAACCACCAUGAGUUUGAGGUGAAGUACGAUUGCCUAGCAGAGGAAAUAAAAAUCGGAGAUUAUUACCUGAGACUGCUGUUGGAAGAGGAUGAAAACGAAGGUAGUGGAGGGAUCAAAAAAUCGUAUGAAUUUUUCAAUGAGCUCUACCAUCGCUUUCUGCUGACCCCCAAAAUCAACAUGAAGUGUUUAUGUUUACAAGCCUUGGCCAUUGUGUAUGGGAGAUGUCAUGAAGAAAUAGGACCAUUUGGGGACACUAGAUAUAUUGUUGGAAUGUUAGAAAGGUGUACCGACAGACUUGAAAGAGACCGGUUGAUCCUCUUCCUUAACAAGCUCAUCCUUAAUAAGAAAAAUGUCAAAGACCUCAUGGAUUCAAAUGGAGUCAAAAUCCUUGUGGAUCUGCUUACUCUGGCCCAUCUACAUACAAGCCGAGCAACUGUACCACUGCAGAGCAACGUGAUUGAAGCAGCCCCUGAUAUGAAGAGGGAAAGUGAGAAAGAAUGGUACUUCGGCAACGCAGACAAAGAAAGAAGUGGUCCCUAUGGAUUUCACGAGAUGCAAGAAUUGUGGACCAAAGGGGUGCUGAUUCCCAAAACACGAUGCUGGGCCCAGGGCAUGGAUGGGUGGCGACCCCUGCAAGUUAUCCCCCAGCUUAAAUGGUGUUUGCUAGCCACCGGACAAGCUGUGCUGAAUGAGACUGAUCUAGCUACACUUAUACUUAACAUGCUCAUUACAAUGUGUGGAUAUUUUCCAAGCAGGGACCAAGAUAAUGCCAUAAUCAGGCCCUUGCCCAGAGUGAAAAGGCUUCUUUCGGACAGCACUUGCCUUCCCCACAUCAUUCAGCUGCUGCUGACUUUUGACCCUAUUCUUGUUGAGAAAGUUGCCAUUUUGCUUUAUCACAUCAUGCAAGAUAAUCCACAGUUACCUCGUUUUUAUCUGAGCGGAGUGUUUUUUUUUAUCAUGAUGUAUACUGGUUCCAACGUUCUUCCUAUUGCAAGGUUUUUGAAGUAUACACAUACCAAGCAAGCUUUCAAAUCUGAAGAGACAAAAGGACAAGAUAUCUUUCAAAGAAGUAUACUGGGACACAUUCUUCCUGAAGCAAUGGUUUGUUAUUUGGAAAAUUAUGAACCUGAUAAAUUUUCUGAGAUUUUUCUAGGAGAAUUUGACACUCCAGAAGCAAUCUGGAGUAGUGAGAUGAGACGUCUCAUGAUAGAGAAGAUUGCUGCACAUCUGGCUGACUUCACUCCCCGCCUUCAGAGCAACACAAGAGCACUUUAUCAGUACUGUCCCAUCCCAGUGAUCAACUAUCCACAACUGGAGAAUGAAUUGUUCUGUAACAUUUAUUAUCUCAAACAUCUCUGUGACACACUCCGAUUUCCCGACUGGCCAAUUAAAGAUCCUGUGAAAUUGUUGAAGGAUACUCUGGAUGCUUGGAAGAAGGAAGUAGAAAAGAAACCUCCAACGAUGUCGAUAGAUGAUGCUUACGAAGUCCUUAACCUCCCGAAAGGACAGGGACAGCAUGAUGAGAGCAAAAUUAGAAAAGCCUACUUCAGACUGGCACAGAAGUAUCACCCUGACAAGAACCCCGAAGGGAGGGAUAUGUUUGAGAAAGUGAACAAAGCAUAUGAAUUCUUGUGCACCAAAUCAGCAAAAAUAGUGGAUGGUCCAGACCCAGAGAAUAUAAUUCUAAUUCUGAAAGCUCAGAGCAUUCUGUUCAACCGACAUAAAGAAGACUUACAACCGUACAAGUACGCGGGAUACCCCAUGCUAAUCAGGACCAUUACCAUGGAAACGUCAGACGACCUGCUUUUUUCUAAAGAAUCGCCUCUGCUACCCGCUGCUGCCGAGCUGGCUUUCCAUACUGUCAACUGUUCGGCUCUCAAUGCCGAAGAACUUCGGAGGGAGAACGGAAUAGAGGUGCUGCAGGAAGCAUUCAGUCGCUGUGUGGCAGUCUUGAAUCGUUCAAGUAAGCCAAGUGAUAUGUCAGUCCAGGUGUGUGGGCAUAUCAGUAAGUGCUAUAGUGUGGCAGCACAAUUUGAAGAAUGCAGAGAGAAGAUCACGGAAAUGCCCAGUAUCAUCAAAGAUCUCUGUCGGGUGAUGUAUUAUGGCAAGAGUAUCCCACUGGUGGCCUCUCUCGGCGUGGAAUGUGUCAGCUCAUUUGCUGUGGAUUUCUGGCUACAGACCCACUUAUUUCAAGCUGGAAUUUUAUGGCAUUUACUUGGUUAUCUUUUUAACUAUGACUACACACUAGAAGAGAGUGGCAUUCAAAAGAGCAAAGAGACUAAUCAGCAGGAAGUAGCCAAUAGUCUUGCCAAACUCAGUCUUCUUGCCCUGAGCCGUCUUGGAGGAUAUUUACCUGAUGAUCAAACUACUCCGGAAAAUCCAACGAUAAAGAAAAGUUUGGCUGGUAUGCUGACACCCUACGUUGCUAGAAAACUUGCCGUUGUUGACCCUACUGAGAUUCUGAAGAUGCUCAACAGCAACACAGAGUCCCCUUAUUUGAUAUGGAAUAAUGGAACGAGAGCAGAACUACUGGAAUUUCUUGAAUCGCAACAAGAAAGUAUGAUUAAAAAAGGUGAUUGUGACAAAAGUUAUGGAUCAGAAUUUGUCUACAGUGACCAUGCUAAGGAACUCAUUGUGGGAGAGAUUUUUGUUAGGGUGUACAAUGAAGUGCCCACCUUCCAGCUGGAGCUUCCCAAAGCAUUUGCCGCAAGCCUUUUGGAUUACAUAGGCUCCCAAGCGCAGUAUCUCCACACGUUCAUGGCUAUAACCCAUUCUGCCAAAGUGGAGUCGGACCAGCACGGAGAUCGGCUGCCGAGGGUUGAAAUGUCUUUGGAGGCUCUGAGAAAUGUCAUAAAACACAACCCAGGGUCUGAGAGCGAAUGCAUCGGUCACUUUAAGUUGAUAUUCUCUCUUCUCCGUGUCCAUGGAGCUGGUCAAGUACAACAGUUGGCUUUAGAGGUCGUGAACAUAGUGACAUCCAAUCAAGAAUGUGUCAAUAAUAUUGCAGAAUCAAUGGUUUUGUCCAAUUUAUUGGCCCUUCUACAUUCAUUACCAUCCAGCCGUCAGCUGGUUCUUGAAACUCUAUAUGCCUUGACGUCAAGUACGAAAAUAAUCAAAGAGGCCAUGGCAAAAGGUGCUUUAAUUUAUUUGCUGGAUAUGUUCUGCAAUUCGACUCAUCCACAAGUCCGAGCCCAAACAGCAGAGCUCUUUGCCAAGAUGACUACAGACAAGCUAAUAGGUCCCAAGGUUAGAAUUACACUAAUGAAGUUUCUCCCUGGAGUUUUCAUGGAUGCCAUGAGAGACAAUCCUGAAGCUGCUGUGCAUAUUUUUGAAGGAACUCAUGAAAACCCAGAGUUAAUUUGGAAUGAUAACUCUAGAGACAAAGUAUCAACAACAGUUCGGGAGAUGAUGUUAGAGCAUUUUAAAAAUCAAAGAGACAACCCUGAUAUAAACUGGAAGCUGCCCGAAGACUUUACAGUGGUAUAUGGGGAAGCAGAGGGGGAACUUGCCGUAGGAGGAGUUUUCUUGAGGAUCUUCAUUGCCCAGCCAGCCUGGGUUCUUCGGAAACCCAGAGAAUUUCUCAUUGCACUAUUAGAAAAAUUCACUGAACUACUGGAGAAGAAUAAUCCUCAUGGAGAAACCUUGGAAACUCUGACCAUGGCCACGGUUUGCCUCUUCACCGCUCAGCCUCAGUUAGCAGACCAAGUGCCACCCCUGGGCCACCUCCCUAAAGUCAUCCAGGCCCUGAACCACAAGAACAAUGCCAUUCCUAAAAGUGCCAUCCGAGUCAUACACUCGUUGUCCGAUAAUGAGCUGUGUGUUCGAGCCAUGGCAUCUCUCGAGACCAUUGGCCCGCUGAUGAACGGAAUGAAAAAACGAACGGAUACAGUUGGCCUGGCUUGCGAAGCGAUUAAUCGAAUGUUUCAAAAGGAGCAGAGCGAUUUAGUAGCCCAGGCUCUGAAAGCAGAUUUGGUUCCGUAUCUCUUAAAACUUCUAGAAGGCAUUGGUCUAGAGGCUCUGGAAAGCCCAGCAGCGACAAAGGCACAAAUUGUUAAAGCGCUGAAGUCUAUGACUCGGAGCCUACAGUACGGCGAGCAGGUAAAUGAAAUCUUGUCUCGUUCUUCAAUCUGGAGUGCCUUCAAAGAUCAGAAACAUGACCUGUUCAUUUCUGAGACCCAAACAGCAGGAUACCUCACAGGCCCCGGAGUGGCUGGCUACCUGACUGCAGGGACCUCCUCGUCGCUCAUGCCCAGCGUGCCCCCUCCAGUAGAUCACGAAGCGGGAGAACUUGGCUAACCGACCUGCAGCUGAGGGACGGGGGUGCAGAAAGGCCAGCGAUGAGUACCACAUUCCUCCAUCUAAUACGUCGACACCAACUCUCCUGCCUGCCUUUCUGCUCGUUUCAUGACAGUGUUAUUCCUUUUCUAUAAAUAUAUUUUUAUUUAGGAAAAAAGUUGGUGAUUCUAACCGCAUCAAGUCGCAACCUAAGAAAGCACUCUGUGGAUCAACCUAAAUGGGUACACAAGAAUAUCUUUCUUUUCUUGCUGUACGUAAGCACAUUUUGUUCCUUUGUAUCUGUUUACAAGACUGUGAAUCAAGACGAAGCUUUUUUCCUAGUUUUUAUAUUGGUUUUUUUUUUGAAUGAGCGUGACUGUGGAAUUGACCUGCAGUCCGGUGGGAUUGGGUAAAAUCACUCGAGGCCCCUGCGAGGGCCCGUCCUUGCUCCACUCUGGGUCUGGCCUGAUUAUCCCCGCCACCCCCCACCCGCCCCCGCCCUCCCGAAACGUGAAGUUCGGUCCCCACCCCGGUUCACUCGUGUCCUUACUCGUUAACGUUACCUUCCUCGAGUCUCAUGGUAGACAUGUGUAUGUAUAACUGGCUUUACCAAAUUCAUAAGAGAGGCGCUGCUGCAAAAAGAAAAAAAAAAGAAAACAAUGUCGACAUGUUAUGUAAGAGAUUAGUGUAAUUGUGAAAUGUUCUAUACAUUAUCCAGUAUAUAAAGCUUUCUAUAUUGAAUGUACAUUAUACAGAUCAUUCAUAUGUGUACAUAAAAUUUUAAAAAAUAAAGGGAAUCGACUGCCUUGUUAAUGAGA